AUGGCGAUGACACUAAUGGAAUUCAUGCAAUCACUUGAUCCUAAAGCUCUGCCCAGGAUCCUGCAGAUUCAGUCCGGGAUUUACUCACAAGGUGCAGUGUAUGAACUCUUUGGGAGAGAGUGCUGUCUAGUUACUGGGGAUUUAAUGAAGAUCAUCAGUAUUAGUAUCAGCAGGUUCAUAGCUCAUACCUCAGAAAAAACUGAAAUCCAUCUGCCACUCGACUAUCCAGGCCUGUUCAGGGUGGUGGCGGAUCCUCAGCCGUACCUCAGUGUUGAAGAAAUCAUUAAGUCAUUUAAGAUCGGCUCACAUCGUCUGGGACAGCCGGUGUUUAUCUCCUCUGUAAGCAUCCCUUUGUCUCAGGGCUCGCUGAAGGAGAAGGAGAUGUUCUGCAUCACAUCUGUACUUCAGGAUCAGGAUGGGACUAAAGGUCAUGUUGAAUGUGAGGUUCUUCACCGGGAACCAAAGUUGUCCUUCAGUCUGGAUGUUUCUCAGCAGGGUCAGUUUAUAGAGUGUGAUGACGAUCAGUUUUAUACUCUGAAAGAACUGGCUGAGUGGAAAAUCCCAAAAGCACGGAGGAGAACGGUGACGGCGGUGAAAGAUUUUCCAGUGAAAGAUUUACUUUACUCAAAUCUGCAGGAGAAUGUGAGUGGAGAGUUGAUGUUAACACCGGUCUACGAGCUUCAGGCUGUCAUGGCAUUCCGUAAGAACAUAGUCAUCAUCCCAUCCAACCUGGACGUGGAGGUCCUGGACGUAACGGAUCAGAUUGACUUAAACUCUUUUAUUCAGCCUCUUUCACUUCAGGACGUCUUCCAAAACUCUCCGGGUUCCUUCCCCAUGGUGGCUGAAGUGAUCGAGAGACCAGUGAUUGAACGGAAUGUAUCUGAAGAGUUGGCCUCACUGUUCAGUUCCACACAUGUGAUCAUCCAUCAGGCCUUUAAUGCCAAGCGGAUUCUCGCCACGGAAAUUCGCCAAGAAUCGCCGAGACACUUCCUAAUCCCGGCGGGAUACAAAGGACUGCUUAAAAGACGACCGCGUGAAUUUCCGACCGCGUACGACCUGAAACAAGCCCAGAGCAACACUGAAAAGCUGCAUGUUGUGGCCACAAGGGCUUUUGACUGCAAGCAUGAUGGGUUAACAUCUGUUCUCGCCGGAGACCAGUUUGUGCUUAAGAAAACUGAAUCUAGCGAGAUCGGAACUGGAACUGAAUCUGAAACAGAUUCCCUCACAUGUCUGAAGAUGAAAGGGAAAUCACACGAGGCAGUGCGCCUCCCUAUGUACUUAGAAGGUGGAUUUAUGGAAGUCAUCCAUGAUAAGCGACAGUAUUCCAUCACAGAGGUCUGCAGCUGGUUUCCAUUGCCUUUUAACAUCAAAGUUUCGGUUCGUGAUCUUUCACUAAAAGUGGACAUCUUAGCAGGAGUUCCAGGCCUACGUAUCGAGGAAGAGAUCCUCGAGCCCUACCUGCUCAUUUCCACUCUUGAUCUUUCCAGCUGGUGGGAAAUAUCAGUAAAUCGAACUCACAUGGCGGUUCAUGUAGACAAACUGUGGACAGGCAAGAUGCCUUCAUGUAGCAUCAAUGCAUUUGUUGAAGACAUUUCAGAGCAGUGCUACUACACAAUGAGGAGGUAUGCUGUAGCCACGGUAACACCACCACCACGACCUCCGAAAAUAUCCAAGCGACCUCCGGGGCGACCCCCGGGACGACCCCCGGAGCGUCCAAUAAAAACACUUCAAAUGGCAAAACCUGAGAAAAUCACCUGCUGCUCUCCAAAGAGUGCUCGUCCUGCUACGAUUAUUAGAGAAAGUUCCACAGACUGCACAACCUCUCUAACAGGAAGUGGGAACACUGCACACAUAAUUCCAGCUACAUUACCCAGAACUGCACCUUCUGAAGUAAAAGCCUCAGCUGUACCCAGAGGCCGGAGUCUUGAGGACGUGUGUCUUAACGAGCCAGACGAUGAUGACUCUCAUGAUUAUGAAUACAUAGAUGAAGAUGAACUGGACAACAUCAGGAGGCAGUUUAAUCAACAGACCAUUAACAUCUCUGCAAAAGCUAAACCUAGCAACACCAUAUAGUAAACAUGUGAUUACACUAUACAACACAACUAUAUCUAAUCAA
Messenger RNA from Trichomycterus rosablanca, 2116 nucleotides. It is a transcript of the gene themis, whose product is annotated as thymocyte selection associated. Gene Ontology annotation, cellular component: nucleus; cytoplasm. Bases 1 to 2073 code for a protein of 690 amino acids. The record is from RefSeq and is a predicted model, not a curated record. Gene Ontology annotation, biological process: T cell receptor signaling pathway. The transcript is spliced from 6 exons. NCBI's taxonomy places the organism in Eukaryota, Metazoa, Chordata, Actinopteri, Siluriformes, Trichomycteridae.